This is a messenger RNA of Orbicella faveolata, 602 nucleotides long. RefSeq names its product G protein-coupled receptor GRL101-like. NCBI's taxonomy places the organism in Eukaryota, Metazoa, Cnidaria, Anthozoa, Scleractinia, Merulinidae. The record is from RefSeq and is a predicted model, not a curated record. Gene Ontology annotation, biological process: hormone-mediated signaling pathway; activation of adenylate cyclase activity; adenylate cyclase-activating G protein-coupled receptor signaling pathway. Gene Ontology annotation, cellular component: plasma membrane. Gene Ontology annotation, molecular function: protein binding; G protein-coupled peptide receptor activity.
CCUCUGCUUAAUUCCUACAUUUUUCCUUUUAUGAGAAUAGUGAAGAAGUUUUUCUUGGUUUUUAGAAAAUAUAUAACAGCAAAACGUCACCUGUAAUUUAAUCAUCACUGCGUGGAGGAAUAAAUUUUAUAUUGUGAAAUAUUAACUACCUAAAAAUGUUGAUCAAUGUGUAUUUUAACGUUUGACUCAGAUCUAUGUACGUGAACUUCCUUGAGGAGCUGCCUGAUGAACUCUUCUCUAAUUUGGUCAACUUACAGUGGCUGUAUCUGAGUGAUAACCAGUUACAAUACUUACCACCCAUGAUUUUCAGCAACAAUACCAAACUCAUCAAGCUACAAUUGCAAAACAACAAGCUUCAAGGAUUAAACGAGACAUUGUUUCAUGGCUUGAGGAACUUGAAAGAGCUAUGGUUGCAAGACAAUAACAUCCAGGAGUUGCCUGCCACUAUAUUUAAAGAUUUAGUAAACUUGGAUGAACUGUGAGUUCUCGGCUUUCGUAGUGUCUUAAAACAAUUGCUGCCAAACUUUCCAACUUCCUCCCAUCCCCCCCCCCCCUUUAUAAACAACAUAUUCAAGGAUGUCUAAUUAACAAUCCGAUCAUUA